UUUUCCAAUUCCAAUAUACCUUUUUUGAGAUGUUUCAAUGAUUCCUAUUACAGUAGCACCUAAAGGGUCAAGACCCCGCUGCGCUAGGUGCUGCAGACUCAGAAUAGAAGCUGACCCCUGUCCAAGACAGUUUAUAAUCUAAAGACAGGACCCACAAGCAGAAAGACACACAAGAAGCACUGUGUAAAUUACAAUUUUUCCCAACUCUCUGCCCCUCCAUAACAACCCCACCAGCAGUCCCAGUCCAGGUUUCUCGGCCAACCUGCACGCUCAGCAUCCACCCAAAAAGCCCUACCCCUACCCCACUGUGCUGCGUUCCCACGGAAAGACAUUAACUUUAGUCUGGGGAAAGGAAAAAGUUUGACAGCUGCUUCCAUCUCCCCCAUCCUACCUACAAGAUGCCUAUGCAUAUGUAACCGAAAACUCCACUCGGCUGUUUUGCUCUCAGACGUCAUGCCUCCUGGUCCUCCUCACCCCCAAGCCUGCCCUUCAGUUUUACAGCUUGACUGGGCCCUUCUUGCCACUGAAUAUAUUUGCUUCAGAUUAUUCCCACACACACCCCGAGAUCGUCCUCAAUAUAUUAGCUUGCACUUUCCAUGCUGGGAAAGGAUUUUUCUCCACAUUUCUCAUCUCUGCGUCCCUUCGGAUCACACACAUCUGUCCUCACUUGAGCUCCCAUCACCUCCUAAUUUUGUAUCAUUUGCGACUGUCAUGAACAUGCUCUCCACAUCCUCUUCUCCAUCUCUGAGGAACUCUCAAUAAGACAGAAUUUAAUAGACGCCUACAGUAUCAAGUGGACACCUUCCUGCAAUUUGAUCCAUUGCUAUUUAUCAUUAUCCUCCACUUACCAAUCUUCCAGCUAGUUUGUAAGCACAUGGGACAGUGUCAUUUCCAAGCCAAUAUGAAUUAACUGUAAUGAGACCACCAAAUCCUCUGCUAAAAUCCCAACAUAUUAUGUCAAAUUAAAGUGAUAUUUACCCUGACUGUCUCUCUCCAAGAGAAACAACAGAAAACCGUUUCAAGUGAAACCUGAAGGUGCUAGGUCAGAACUUACAUUCCAUAUAUUCCUUGGGGUCAGUCACCUUUCUAGAUGAGGUGUACAACAAAUACACACUCACACCUGUAUAAGAACAAUUCUGUGAAAUCAGGUUGGGAAGGAUGUUAAAUCCCAUUGUCUUUCACACCAAUUAAAGAAAUCCAGAUUUCUCCUCCCUCCUCCUGCCCCCCCGACUAGCCCCAUAAAAAAGUUACAGGAGAAACAGCACAAAAUAUCCCACGAGGAAAGUGAGAAUUGUUUACAAAGCAAAUCCACGUUCACCCACAUGUGAGUAUGAGGGGGGCAUGUGUUUUUGUUCUUAAAAACAGUUCAGGCAUUAUGUUCUUGGCCCCCACAAAAUGUGGGGUUGAUGUGCCAUGAUGAGAGCCAAGUCCCCGCUGUCACAAAGCAGAUGCUACAGGUCUGAUAUCAAGGUUACAUAAAGGGCUCAAACACAGACAUGGGGCAGCAAUGCAGUUAUGCAAGAAGACAGAGCAAUUAGUAAGUCAAUAAUGGAGCAAUGCUACCUAAUCUGGGAAAGGCUGGCCUGAUGCUAUAUCAGUGACUAUUAAAGCAAUCACAAUAAACAUAUUCCAAUGGCAUCUGACUCCACCAAUCCCACAAGAUAUUGUAGAGAAACCUUUGUAUGCAUACUGGAGAGAUGUAGGUGGGUGUGGAGAAGGGGCACACACAGAGCUGGUGGGAGCACGUCUAUGUCUAGACGUCGUGCUCCAAAACCGUAGAAAUGGUUAAGAAAGUCAGGGGCACAGAAUUGCUUGCUUCCCCUCUGCUAGUCCUGCUGGCCCUAAAGUUUACCAUCAUGUCUAUUAUCCCAGAGAGUUGUACCAAGGUGGAACUCCAGAGAGGAACCCUUCCCCUCACCCUAGGCUUGGCAGGAGUUUGUUAUGCUAAUGCUCACAGAUGAAGAAAGACAGGUAUAUAGUUUGUUCCUUUUUCUAAUCUAGACAUUUAAUUGAAUGACUCACACAAAAGCAAAACCUAAGCCACACUAAAACAUUUACUCUAAUAUAAUGCAUUGUAGUCUUCUUGGGUUGCAAUUACUGCAGAGAUCUGUGAUUUAUCCACGGUCUCACUGUGUAAGAACCAUUUGACCAAGUGAGGGCUGGGGACUGUCUCCCUCAGUUGCUCCCAUUAUGUCUACUUUACAAAUGUGCUCUUUAAAAGAACAUUAGUACAGAAGCUUAAACCCCAUCCAUUCUAAUACAAAUUCUUAUUUGUUUCCAAUAUGCUUAUUUAAGAAAAGAAUUUAAAAAAUCAUUUACUUUUCAUCAUCUAUGAUGAUCACUUUUCCCCUUCCCAAGUUUCUACACUGAGCCCUCAAUUUCACGUUUUUUUCAGCCAGUUUCACUUUCCAGAUCUCAUGUACUAUCACACUGCAGCAAAGCUUGGGCUGGAAAUGCCACACAGGGAAAGUUUUAAAUCCCCAUGAAACAAUUUGUUUGGAAUUAGUUUUUAAGGUGGUAAAUGCAGCAGAACCCCGUUUAUCAGAUCAUACUGGGACCGGGGCCAGAUUGGAUCAUCAAAAAUUCCAAUAAUCCAGAGAAUGGGAAAGUGCUAUGCUGCAUUGCCAUCUAGUGGCCACAGGAGAGAUCUCCUGCUUCUGGACCUGUAUGUGCUGCUGUUUGGUUAAUACGGAGAGCCAAAUAAUGAAGGGUCAGAUAAAUGGGGUUCCACUGUAUUCAAUAUAUUUUAUAAAGAUAAGGACGGUGAGAUAAUAUAUCUUUUAUUGGACCAACUUCUGUUGGUGAAAGAAGCAGCUUAUACUGUGUAAGCUCAAACCUUCUUUCUCUCAUCAAGACAAGUUGGACCUGACCUACCUUCUCCUCUACUAUCCUGGGACCGAUAUAGCUACAAUAACACUACAUAUAAUAUAUUUUAUAAGACAUUUAAAAAGAAAGCCUACAAUUUAGAGCCUGAAAACCUGACAGUGGUCCUUUAGCUACAAAGUAAAUCUCCCUCAACCUAUCUUGAAUAUUAUAUCUUCAUACUGUGUUCUACCAGCCUACUAUUUAAAACAUAUUUCAGUGUAAAAGUAGGAAUUUACAGAGGUAGAAUGUAACAGCCUCAUUCAGAAUUUGGCCAAAAAACAAAAGGAUAUCACUUCAAUCCUUUGCAGAUGUUACUUCAGGAUUUGUAAUAACGUCAAAUGAUCAACACGCUGGUUUUGCAGCUCAUCUGAAAGGCAGCAUUGCCAACAGUACAAUGACCCUGUGACACUAUUAUACACUCAGACACUGGUUGCAACAGAGACUUAAAGGGAAGCGCACCACCAACGGUGGAUCUAUAGGUCCAGAUUGGGCCCCCCAGCAAGCACAGAGACACGGUCCCCACACUUUCCACAAGAUUAAUAAUUACAUUCAUUCCACCAAGUGGCCUCCUCCAAGCAAGGUCUUCUAAUACCUAGGGAUGAACCUGACACCUACUGAAUCACCAACAGCACUCCUACAGAGCGCUCAGAUCUCUUCAAAGAUCUGGAAUUCAAACACCAGUCCCAGGUAGGCUACAGUCAUAUGUCUGUCACCUGCCUGAAAGAAUUCAGAUUCUUAUUAAAAGAACAAAACUACAGAAAAUCCUUGGGGUUCAGGAUCAAAAAUAAUUGGGGUUCCACAGUCAAAGAGAACAGACUCAUUCAGAUCUGAGCGAUUCAGCACCUUAGGCUAUAGAACUAUGAUUAAGAACCUUAGUGCCUGAGCUGUUUAAAUAUUUCAGAGUGUAGUUUAGCAGUCAGUACAUGCUGCAUAGAGCACACAAAGGUCAGAGAUCAAACACCCAGGGUCUCUAAUAAUGCCGCACAGAGAGGAGAUGUUUAACAUCCUCUGAGGGAAAGCAUGGACAUUGGUAUGGAAGUGUCAGAAGACACUUGAGUCACCAGUUGGAAAGUGAAAAUGAACACAGGGAAAUUUUAGAGAACCAGAAAAUGAUUAAAGGAAAAACAUCCCACCAAAUAAAUUCAGGGACAUGGAAGGCAUGCACAGUAGACCGCAGAUAUCUAACAAGCUACAAGUACUUUGGCACAAGCCGUGUGAAACGUUAUCAUCAUGGCUACUAAGUCUCAAGGAUGCCUGUGGCAGAUGUGUCUGGUACUGCUGUUCUCCGCUGGAGUCAUGUCACUGGACUGUAACCUGCUUCAUCGCCAGCAAAGCAAAUUUAACUGGUACAGUCUACAACUGCUGCAAAACAUGGGUGGGAAGUUUCCUUUGGAGUGUCUGGGGGACAAGACAGCCUUCCACUUUCCUGAGAAGGUUCUGAAGCCCAAAUUUCGACAACAUGCCACGAUGGCCGUCCAUGAAAUUCUACAGCAGCUCUUUGGCAUCUUCAGCAGGAACCUGACCCAAACUGGCUGGAAAAGAAGAAACGUGGAGAGGUUCCUAAAUGGGCUCGCUCUGCAGACCAAGCGCCUUGAGACAUGCCUACCUACAAAGGCCGGGGCCAACAUUCUGAGACUGAAGAAAUACUUCCAGAGGAUCCAAGAUUUUCUUAAGGAGAAGAAAUACAGCACUUGUGCCUGGGAGACUGUCAGAAAGGAAGGGCAGAGCUGUUUUCAAUACAUUGACAAGCUCACAGUUAGGAUGAAAAAGCAGGCGACAAACAUUUUACUAUGAACAUUUGAGAAUUUGGGUGUGAAGCAGUGAACUGGGAGCAGGAACCAUCUGACCUCAAGCUUAAACUCUAAUAUGGACUUUGUGACCCUUUUCAAUGGGGGAAAAAGCUACAGAACUAUAUGAAUGUACUUAAUGUACUGUGUACGACGUCUCAUCCAAAAGCUAAGAAAUAUUUUAGAGGCCAAACACAGGUGGAGGGGGAAAAUAUUUUGCAAUUGUUAUUUAUUUUCUUUGUGCAUUGUCAAACUUAUCCUGAUUGUGGGAAUGGAGACUGUCACAUCUAUAUUUAUAUAUUUAAAAUAAAAGAAUGACUAAAAAAAUUGAGGAACUGGUUAGAAUGAAUGUAUUCUGUUGCAUAUGCUCUUGUGAGCCUCACAUAAUGUUUAUGAGUUGAAUGUAACUUGUAUUGGUCUAAGGCAGUGAUAUGCAGACCUCAGUGAUUCAA
Molecule: messenger RNA, 5104 nt
Organism: Gopherus evgoodei (Goodes thornscrub tortoise)
Lineage: Eukaryota; Metazoa; Chordata; Testudines; Testudinidae
Product: interferon beta-like
Exons: 1
Coding region: 4096-4659 (187 amino acids)
Biological process (GO): defense response; response to exogenous dsRNA; B cell differentiation
Cellular component (GO): extracellular region
Molecular function (GO): type I interferon receptor binding; cytokine activity
Source: RefSeq, a predicted model, not a curated record